Molecule: messenger RNA, 2539 nt
Organism: Sipha flava (yellow sugarcane aphid)
Lineage: Eukaryota; Metazoa; Arthropoda; Insecta; Hemiptera; Aphididae
Product: heterogeneous nuclear ribonucleoprotein Q-like
Exons: 1
Coding region: 1480-2406 (308 amino acids)
Cellular component (GO): nucleus; ribonucleoprotein complex
Molecular function (GO): mRNA binding
Source: RefSeq, a predicted model, not a curated record
UAUAAAGUUAUUACUUAAAAAUAGAAUCUAAUAAUUGUUAAAAGCGUGAACUUAUAGUAGAUUUUUUUAUAUUAACGGCUUAAUUCUAUAUCAUAUUAUCCAUAAUUAUAUACUUAUUUGUUAUUUAAUAUUGACUGACCAAAGUGCCUACGUGCGUUAAAACAGUGUUCAAAACCAAAACAAAAUGUCAAUAUAGUACAGAAUUUAAAAAGUACUUAAGAUAAUCGCAGUUAUAUCAAUAUGUUAUAAAUGCUGCUGCUUUUGUGUGGAAUUUCUUACGCGUUAAUUCUAAUUCCUUUUUUAUUAUUAAUUGCAUAUGUAUUUAGAAUAAUAAAUAGUAAUAUUUAAGUGAAAAUUAUAAUUUAAUCUUAUUAUAUGAAAUGCUGGUGCUGUUGCAAAUAAUAACUAUUGUUAUUUUUGCUUUGCGUAUUACUCGAAAAAAAUAGAACAAUAAUAAUUACAAUAAUAGUAUUUUUAUAGUUUUAACAGGUGGUAAUGGUGAUUUUAAUUUCCCCUGUAAACAUAUUCGGUUUCAGGUUGAAGCUUUUCAGAUAUUAUUGAGAAUCCGUAAAAAUUAAAAGAAUUGAAUAUUAAUUACACAAUAUACAAAACUUUAUUCCUACGUUUUAAUCAAUUACAUUUAAGGUCCGAACAAUGGUGAAUUCCACAAAUUACAACUACUUUUUAUUCAGUACAAACCUCUCAAUGUCUAGAGUUAAGAUAAUCGUGUCGUCUAGAUCAGUGUUUCUAAACUUUAUGCUAAGGCGGCCCAUAAAUAUUCUUUGUGUUGGGUAGACGACCUUCGAAAAAACAAAAAACUUAGUACGCUUUAAUAUAAUAAUAUAAUUAAUCAUUUUAUUACAAAUAGUUUUUCACCAUGUACAUUAACGCAGUACUGCAAGACUGAAUUCUUAUAUAUAUACAUAUAUUUUGAUAACUAAGAUAUUUUUCUUGUAAUUAGUUUACGAACAGAGACUCAUAAAAAAUAUUUUGCUACCCAUAGGUUUGGAAACGCUGGUCUAAUUUAAAUAUAGACAACAAUGGCGUGCGUGUCACCGGACUGUGGGGGAUAUUUAGGAAUUUAUUUUCACAAUAAUUUAGUACGUAAUUUUCGAUGUCGAAAAUUCGAUAUCUUUGAAUAUUUUGUCUACUAUAAAACCUGAAAUAAAUACAGAAAGCAAUACGUUUAAAUUCGAACAUAUAAAUAAUUGUUAUAUUUUAGAUUACUGCUAUGUAAAAUAGCCAGCUGGCUAUGUAUACAAAAUCAAUAUAAAAUUACCCAUAGCGAGUGUUUUUCAACGAGUGUAAAACAAUUACGAAAUAUUAAUCGAACGCUCGUUGUUAACAAGACAACAUAACAGAAACACUGAGGACAGGAAGAUAAUAAAAAUAAAAACGCUCAAGAAACGAUUAGGAAAUCGCGACGCCAUCACGCACGUUCAAGAACUUCGGUUGAUCAUACCACUCGAUAGAAUCGCGAUGAUGAACCGUUCGGAGAGUACUUCGACCACCAAGGACGACAGCCAAAAGUGCAGGUUGUUCGUGGGCAACCUGCCGAAGGUAAAGACAGAAAAGGAGAUAUUCGACGAAGUGAGCCGAAUAACGCGUGGUCAUCUGGUGCGUGUGAUCACGUACAAGAACUACGAUGACCCGUCGAUGCAUCGGGGCUUCUGCUUCCUGGAUUACGGGUCGGUAGCCGAGGCCGCGGACGCCAAGCGGACGCUGUCGCAGCAAAAGGUGUUCGGGUGUAAGACGACCGUGGACUGGGCGGACCCGGAACCGCAGGUGGACGCGGUCACGAUGGCCACGGUGCGCGUACUGUUCGUCAAGCAGUACGGCGGCGUGCUGGACGAGCGCGUGCUGGCCAAGGUGUUCGGUCGGUACGGGGUCGUGGAGCGCGUGAAGUACUCGAAGAACUACGCGUUCGUGCAUUUUGAGCGGCGCGAGGACGCGCAGUCGGCCAUGGACGCGCUGAAUUGUUUCAGAGACGUGGCUUCGGGCGUGCGCAUCGACGUCGCGUGGGCCAAGCCGCCGGCAGACAAGAGAACGCGGCAGCGGAUGUUGCGUAACCGGGAACGCCGGGUACGGAAAUCCGCGGUCGCGGCCAUCAGUCAACAACCGGUUCGCUACGCCCCACGGCCACCAUGCCGCGCUCCCGGGGCCAAAAGACGCAUCGGCCCCGUCCCCGCCCCCGCCGCUGCAGAGUACACGAAGUACGAUCAUUGCAGUUACGACUUCGGACCGUGGCAAUGGUGCAAACGGUGCACACCCGCCACCGCGGUGAGCAUUCCCGUGGCCGAGGCCACGUCCGACGAGCGAAACAGCGGCAAUGCACGCCGGUGCCGCUUCAACAGCAGAACGGUCCGUCGCGAUGAUGGCGAUUGGAAGAAGGGUUGUACUAGAUGAUUAGACCAUUAACUGGUGAACCUUUUCGACAGAACUUCCACGAGCUGCGCCAAAAAUCAUUGACGUCACCGUAGCGCUGUCUAGCCCCUUUUACAAUGUUUAAAAGAAUCAAUCUUUGUUUAAUGCUAAAAAA